Messenger RNA from Pseudogymnoascus verrucosus, 714 nucleotides. RefSeq lists its product as uncharacterized. The transcript has a single exon. The coding region runs from base 214 to 579 and encodes 121 amino acids. Lineage: Eukaryota; Fungi; Ascomycota; Leotiomycetes; Thelebolales; Thelebolaceae. The record is from RefSeq and is a predicted model, not a curated record.
GGGGGGGUGGUGUGCCAAGGACGGCGGAGGACGGGUAGGCGAUGUGGUGGAUCGGGGGAGUGGGAGGUUGAGUAAGGUUGGGUAAUGGCAUUGUCAGCAGGGCAAAGCAGUGGAGUCGAGAGGGAUGGAGGGCAGGGGAAGUGAGAUAGAGGGCAGGUCAGGGGAGAGAAGGGGAAGGUCGUGCCGGUAGGGUUGGUGGUGGUAGGGUUGGUAAUGUUACUAAUGGUAGUGGUGUUGCCGGUAGUGCCGCCGGUAGUGCUGCCGGUAGCGUUAGAAGUGGUACCAGUAGUCGCUGAUCCGAUUGCGAGCGUUAGGGAUCAAGGUAUACGGAUUGUUGGACGGGCAUCAGAUUUGUCAACGGUGGUUGGUGCUUUGGAGGGGAUGACGGAUGCCGGAUUGGGCGGUGUUUGGUUUGAGAUACUGGAUACUUGGGGUGUACGAGAGGUCUACUCGGAGUCUACUUACUACUACUCUAGCUGUAUAUUGAAUGAUUUACUUACUUAUCUCCAAGUAAAUGAUUCAAUAGAUGUGCGAUUUCUCACUGCUAGUUGGAGGCAUAAGAUAUUGGCGGCGGAGUAAUGGCGAGGUUGAUCGCCGGAUGGGGAUGGGUGAAGUUUGUUUGAUUGAGAUAUUUCGAUAUAGUAAAGCCGUUUGAUUUACUUUUGCAAAAGGCGUUUCUCAUCAGAGUUUAAUUUAAUGUUAAAGCAAGCAAGC